AUGUCGUCCUUCCUUACGCCCACGAAGAAAUCCCAAAAGCCCCCGAACAAGGCCAAGCCUUUCCAACCUCCGAACCGCAUUCGAGCCAUUCGAGAGCAAGCCGAACGCCAGCAAGCCAACGCCGCUGCUGCCGCCGCCAAUGCUGCUGCUCAGGCCCAACUCAACCGCUCCCGAGCCCCGACAGUCGCCGUAUCCAAGGGCCCGCAAUGUCCCAACAAAGCAUGUGUUAAGCCGAACGUCGUCGAUGGAGUUUGCCAGACCUGUGGUCGAGUUGCCGAUGACAGCAAUAUCGUGGCCGAGGUUCAGUUUGGUGAAACCUCCUCUGGUGCUGCCAUGGUCCAGGGAAGUUACAUUGCUGCCGACCAGGCCGGUGUCCGCACCAUGGGCCCUGCCUUCCGCCGAGUAGGAGGCUCCGACGAUCGAGAAAAGUCCAUCCGUGAAGCCCGCUCCUUGAUGCAGGGUUAUGCUCAGCAGCUGAAUCUCGGAGAGAGUACCGUCAACACUGCCGUUCAAGUCUUCAAGCUCGCCUCCCAAGCCAACUUCGUUCAGGGUCGCACACUCGUCAUGGUCGCCGCCGUGUGCCUGUACACGGCUUGUCGAACCGAGCGCCCCUGCAAGAUCAUGCUGAUCGAUCUGGCUGAUCUGACCCAGAUCAAUGUCUUCAAGCUCGGCCGAGCCUUCAAGGCGCUGAACAAAGUCGUCUACGUCUUUGGCAACGGCGAGGCCCCGGUCUUCCCCGAGGACAUCAUCUACCGCUUUGCUUCUAAGCUCGAGUUCAAGCACAUGACCAAUCGCGUCGCCGAAGACGCCGUCCGCUUGGUGGCUCGCAUGAAACAAGACUGGAUCGUCAUGGGACGGCGACCCUCCGGAAUCUGCGGUGCCUGCCUCCUCAUGGCUGCCAGAAUGCACAACUUUCGCCGAACCGUCAGAGAAGUUGUGUACAUCGUCAAAGUCACAAAUCACACUAUCCAAGAGCGCCUGCAGGAGUUCAACGUAACGGAAGCCAGCAAAAUGACGGUAGAGGAUUUCUUGGCCCACGACUUUGGCUCCACUUCACACGACCCGCCUUCGUUCUACAGGAACACCGAGGCCUGGCAGAAGAAACAGGAAGAGCUCGGAAAGAAACGCAAGCGCAAGAUCACGGAUGACGGCGACAACACUAGAGCCACGCCGGUACCCCCGCCUGUCGACCUGUCCUCGGCUCCUACAGUCGAGUACCGUCGUGACAAGGAUGGCUUCAUCAUUCCUCCAGUUCCCUCCAAGAUCCAAAAGGACGAGCCCGCCCUUCGGGACGCUAACAGUACCCAACACCUGGAGACCCUCGCCGAAGAGUUUGGCGACGCAGAGAACACGAAUGAGGAGUCCUCGCAGCCAGACUCAGCGGCCAAGACCGUCCGACAGGCCAAGCCCCAACUGCCCAUCAACGAGGAGUGGGAAGAGGACGAGGCAGAGAUGGAGGAGGAAAUUUCGGAGAUUAUGAACGACCCUGAGACGUACGCGCAUGCCAAGGCCUUCAGUAACGCCGAACAGCGAGCCCGCAUUCACUCCGUUUGGGCUCUGCAGCAACAGCCCGACAAGGCGGUAUCGAUGGCCCCUGAAGUCGGCGAAGACGAGUUCGCAGAUGACCCCGAGGUCCUGAACUGUGUUCUGUCUCCCGACGAGGUCAAGAUCAAAGAGCUCUUGUGGGUGAACGAGAACAAGGACUGGCUGCGCCAAUCCCAAGAACGCCUGUUCCGCAAGAAACUCGACCAACAGAAGGAGAAGCCGCAGCGAAAGCGUAAGAAGAGGCCUCGUAUCGGCGAAGGCCAGACGACUCCUGCCAGCACACCCGGAGAAGCCGCUGUCAACGUCAUGAAGGAGCGUGGUUUCUCGAAGCGCAUCAACUACGAUGCCAUCAGGCAGAUGUUCGACGUCGCUGGUCGCGGAGACCCGGGAUCACGACCCGAGAGCGAAGCUGCAAGCCGUCCUACCAGCAAGGCAUCCAGCGUGCUCGAGGAUCCCGUUGGUGAUGAGGAGGGCGAUCACAUCGGCGGCAGCGGAGACGAGAUGGACGGACACCAAGACGAUGAAUUCGGAGGCGGCGAUGACUACGAUGACAUGGGCGACGAGUCACACAUGUACGAUGACGAUGAUCAGGGGAUGGGCGACGACGAUGACGACGACGAUUUUGGAUUGGGUGACGACGACGAGUAG
Molecule: messenger RNA, 2193 nt
Organism: Colletotrichum karsti
Lineage: Eukaryota; Fungi; Ascomycota; Sordariomycetes; Glomerellales; Glomerellaceae
Product: Brf1-like TBP-binding domain-containing protein
Exons: 1
Coding region: 1-2193 (730 amino acids)
Biological process (GO): transcription by RNA polymerase III; transcription preinitiation complex assembly; DNA-templated transcription initiation
Cellular component (GO): transcription preinitiation complex; nucleus; transcription factor TFIIIB complex
Molecular function (GO): TBP-class protein binding; RNA polymerase III type 3 promoter sequence-specific DNA binding; RNA polymerase III general transcription initiation factor activity
Source: RefSeq, a predicted model, not a curated record